CCACAAGAAAAUGUUUGUAAGGUGGAGGAGGACGGGGUUUUCAGUGACCAGCACCUGGAAAACCUGGAGAGGAGCUGCAGCCCGGACCAGGAGGAACCAGGGCAUCCACAGACUACAGAACUGGAGGAAGACUCCAGCGGUCAGGAGAUGAAGCACGAGGACGUAGAGGUGGAUGUCUCAUUGGUCAAUGUCGCUGAUGUGAAAGUUGAAAAUGGUGAACCAGGACCAAACUGUGGCCAGCUGCUGUUGCACACUUCUCCUGAAGCUCAAAACAAAGAUGAGGAAGGGACUGAAAGUUUACGCUCAGACUCCAGUAAAACUGCAGAUCCGGAGCCAAUGAGACGACACAGUGACCACGAAGAUGCUGCUGUCCCGUCAGACAGCAACUGUAAAUCAAAGCUGACCAGGACCCACACAGGGAAGAAGGUAUUUUCUUGCAGCACUUGCAGGAAAGAGUUCAGUAAAAGUUGUAAUUUAAUGGAUCACGUGAAGAUCCACACCGGCGAAAGGCCGUACCUGUGCAACACGUGCGACAAAACCUUUACUAGAUUACCAGAUCUUAAACGGCACAUAUACACGCACACGGGCGAGAAGCCCUACAUCUGCAAAACAUGUGGUAAAAGUUACACAGAACGUUCCAACCUGGUGAUUCACUCGAGGACCCACACCGGCGAAAGGCCGUACCUGUGCAACACCUGUGGAAAAACCUUUACUCAAUCAUCAAAUCUUAAACGGCACGUAACCACGCACACGGGCGAGAAGCCAUAUUUGUGCAAAACGUGUAACAAAGGUUUUAGCCGCAGAAUUGAUUUGCUGAGUCACAUGAAAAAUCACCCGGAGGAGAAGUCUGGUGACUCGUGACAAAUGAAGCUCAUGUUGUCGUCCUCCGGGGGCAGCUGUCCACUCCUGUCUGACCCACAGAAGAAGAACCCGUAGAAGUCCAACCACCACCUCCUGUGGCUGAUGAGCCUAAUCCCCUCCCCACAAGGGUUGCAGGUUCAACCCGGAUUUAUGCUUCUCCGUCAACUUGACGCAGAGGGAACGAUGUGGUUGUUUUUUUAAAGUUCUGCAUUGAGUUUGUUUGAAUCCCUGUUCCUUCUUAAAAUCGUAUUAUUUGUUGCUGUUGGUAACUUGCCGUCUCCACGGUGCAAAUAAA
Cololabis saira (Pacific saury) is the source of this 1156-nucleotide messenger RNA. Its product is annotated as gastrula zinc finger protein XlCGF8.2DB-like. Lineage: Eukaryota; Metazoa; Chordata; Actinopteri; Beloniformes; Belonidae. The record is from RefSeq and is a predicted model, not a curated record. The coding region runs from base 148 to 861 and encodes 237 amino acids. The transcript has a single exon.